ACCAGAAUCAUUUUUGCAACAUUAACUAGGUUACUGUUACAUAUGAGCGGAAAAUUUCGCAGCAUUAUAUAAUAUAUCUGAGAAAAAGCUCCCGCACGUGUACUUCUUAUUGUAUAAAUGUUUUAAGAAAAAUGGAUGUAAGAAAUGAAAAUAACUUUGAUUCUGUUGGGACUACUACAUGUACUAGUGCAGUAAAAAGACACGAUGAAGUUUUGGAUCUGGAUAGUGACGAUGACUCCCCGGACUCCUCUGUGUCUACAAAUGAGGCUCAGACUCGUGACCGUGGAUUAUGGGCGAACAAACUGGAGUUUUUUCUCGCUAUUACAGGAUAUACAGUUGGAUUAGGCAGUGUUUGGAGGUUUCCUAUGGUGUGCAGUCGUAAUGGCGGUGGGGCAUUUCUCAUUCCAUUUUUCUUCUUUCUGAUCACAUCUGGAGGACCUCUUUAUUAUUUGGAAGUAUGUCUUGGACAGUUCACUGGCCUGAGUGCAGGACUAGCCUACGAGUUUUGUCCUUUAUUGAAAGGUUUAGGUAUUUUACAAGUUCUUCUAUCCUUGACUGUUCUGUGGUAUUUGAUGGACGUUUUGGCAUGGACAUUUUAUUUUUUGUACAGUUGCUUUCAAUCAGAACUUCCAUGGACAACAUGCAAUAAUUCGUGGAACACUCAUCGAUGUAGAGCGGUUUCGGAAGUUUGGUCAAGCGUUGACCUUCACAAUUCCAGCUUUCAAGGUGAGACUGUUGUGAAAGAUGUAUACAGUGGAAUGUUAAAUGGAUCAGCGUCUAUCAUUAGUAAUGUCACUAUGGGAAACACAAACGUGACGUCAUACAACAGUAGUGGUACAAGCACCUCUGCCUAUGAAUUUUGGGAAUAUAAAGUGAUUGCACGAUCUAGUGGUCUGGAAGACAUGGGUAGUAUACAAAUCCAUCUGGUCGUCUCCUUUUUUCUGGCGUGGGUUUUUUGUGUAGCUGCUGUGAUCAAAGGGGUUAAAAGUCUUGGUAAGGUCGUAUAUAUAACGGCAACAGCACCCUAUGUGUUCCUUACCAUUAUUUUCAUCAAAGGAUUAAUGCUAGAUGGCGCUUUAGAUGGGAUGGAAACUUUUCUUAAACCUGACUUCUCCAAACUUUUGACUUACCAGGUCUGGGUAGAUGCUGCAGUACAGGUGUUCUUCUCUCUAGGACCUUCUUGGGGCACUGUAAUAACUAUGUCCAGUUACAACAGAUUCCAUGACAAAUCAUUCUGGUCAACAACCCUAUGUGUUUGUAGUGCAGGUUUUACAUCAUUUUACAAUGGAUUGGUAGUGUUCACAUUGCUCGGGUUUAUGGCCAAAACAACUGGGAUACCACUACAUGUAGUGGCAUCGCAGUCAGGUCCUGGGUUGGUGUUUGUCGUGUUUCCAACAGUUUUAAGUCAGAUGCCAGUACCUCAUCUAUGGUCUGUCUUAUUCUUUGCCAUGUUAAUCACCGUCGCUUUUGAUAGCUUGUUUGGUAUGUUUGAGACAGUGACAAGUGCAGUCAUUGAUCUGUUCCCUCAUCAGCUUAUACGUCAUAGGUCAGCUAUCAACAUCAUUGGAGGCUUGAUCUUCUUUAUAUGUGAGCUACCUCUUACAAUGAACGGUGGUAUAUAUCUGAUGCAACUAGCUGAUUGGUAUUUUUCAGCUUUUGCUGUCCUGUUUAGUUCAUUUUUCCAGCUUCUUGCAGUUUGUUGGCUCUAUGGAACUGACAGAUUUGCUCGUGACAUUCACUACAUGACCGGUAGAGAUGUUUGUGUAUUGUUACGUAUAAUGUGGACAAUCGUCAUUCCUAGCUUUGUAUCGGUAAUUUUCUUCAUCUUCCUGUUACAAUACUCAGCGCCAUCUUACGGUGAUGGAUAUGUUUACAGUUCAGGGGCGAUAGCUGCGGGAAUAUUCAUGGGUCUAGUCCCUAUCAUAGUAAUGGUAGGGGUUGGAAUAUUCACGUUUAUCCGGUUAAAGGGCUCGUGUUUACAGAGAUUAAAGACCGGCUGUAGUCCUAGUGAAAAGUGGUGCCCUCACGACCAUGAAACAAAAGAUAUAUACCUCAAAGAGUCAUACGUUUACCCAGCCACGAAAUGGAAAACAUUUUGUCUGAACAUUCGAGGCUCGGACAAAAAUACAUUCUUCUAAUGUUGUUCAGAUGUUUUUGAAUAAUUAUUAUAUUACAAUUUGGUGCUUAGCGAAAUAGAUAUCCAAACACAUACUCAUCCUGUUUGCAACAUACUUCUUGCGCUAACUACUCGUCUGUUUUUAUAUUUGGUCUUUUUGACUAUAUUUCUUUAUUGUAUUUUAACUUUGUGCUAUUGUAAAUGAAUUUCAGGUACUGUUAGUGAUAAACAAUGGUUUUACAUUGUUUAAUUAUAUCUGAUUAUACUAAAGUAAGGCACUGAUGUGUUUUGGACAUGUAGACAAGAGGUGUAAGAUUUAAGUUAUUAAGAUACUUACCAUCUCGACAGAUAAUUAUUUAUAUUGUAUAAGAUGGUAAAGAAUAAAGCUGCUUUAAACAUGUAUAUUAAUGUAUUUUUCAAGCUUAAAGACAGGAUUAUCCAUACCGAUUCAAUUCACACUCAGUCGCUUAAAACGGUUGAAUUUGUCGAGCAAACAAGCGUUAUUUUUCGGCGACGAUAAAAGAUGAAUUUUGAUUUUUACACUCAGAGAGAACAAAGAAGAAACUGGUGUUCAAGUCAAAUUGAAGAAACUGCUGUGUGAUGACGAAAAUUGCAUAAUGGAGCGAAUUGGUGUGAUGUUUACAUAUAAAUAAAAGGCUCCGGCCUACUCAACUUGAAGUACUGCACUAAAUCACUGUAUACUGGUUGCGAAAAGAGAUGUGAAUGUUGUUAAAAGAGAUGUGAAUGUUGUUAAAAGAGAUGUAAAUGUUGUUAAAAGAGAUGUAAAUGUUGUUAAAAGAGAUGUAAAUGUUGUUAAAAGAGAUGUAAAUGUUGUUAAAAGA
Messenger RNA from Ruditapes philippinarum (Manila clam), 2958 nucleotides. Its product is annotated as sodium- and chloride-dependent betaine transporter-like. Bases 132 to 2138 code for a protein of 668 amino acids. Gene Ontology annotation, biological process: sodium ion transmembrane transport. Gene Ontology annotation, cellular component: membrane. NCBI's taxonomy places the organism in Eukaryota, Metazoa, Mollusca, Bivalvia, Venerida, Veneridae. The record is from RefSeq and is a predicted model, not a curated record. The transcript is spliced from 14 exons.